AUGGACGACGAGAUAGAUUAUGACGAAGAGGCUGCAGAAUUGUUCAUGUUAGCUAUGUUCUUUGAUGACGACGAUCGGUUUCAAUUUAAUGAGCGAUCGAGAAUCUGGGUUGAUAUUGAAAGCUGGAGGCGACUGGGUGAUCCCCAAUUUGAGAAGCACUUCCGAAUGGAUACAUCAUUAUUUGAGGUAUUGCUGGUAGCAAUUGGCCACCAUCUGGAAAUUAAUGAUAGAUGGCAACGAAGCAGUCAGAAAGGCCUUGACAUAGCGCUUCUUAUGGUGUUGUGGAUUUUAGCCACACCUGAUUCAUUCCGUGCAGUUGGAGUGAUAUUUGAGGUGGCUGAAGGAACAGUGCAUUUUCAUUUCAAAUACAUAAUUGAGGCAUUAAGAGAAAUGGCUGUGUAUUACAUUCAGUGGCCAGGGGAACUUGAACAAGAAUCUAUUGCAGCAGCAUUUGAAGAAAUGUAUGGGUAUCCAGGAGUGGUCGGUUGCAUAGAUGGCUGCCACAUAAAUGUUACAGCUCCACUAGAGCAGAAACAACGCUACUUUGAUAGGAAGCACAAUUACUCUAUACUACUGCAGGGUGUUUGUGACCACCGUCUUGUCUUCCGAGACGUGUCCGUUGGCCAACCAGGAAGUGUUGGAGACAAACAAACCUUCUCACGAAGCCCUCUGGGCCAAAAUAUCUUUAGAGAUCCAACUAUUGUGUUUGACAACCAUCUUUUGGGUGAUGGAGGUUAUACAUUAACUGAUAAGGUGCUAAUACCGUACAGGGAUAAUGGCAAUCUUACCAGAUGCCAGAAAGUCCAUAAUUAUUACCUUUCAAGAAGUCGGUCGUGUGUGGAGAGGGCUUUUGGCUUGCUAAAAGGAAAGUGGAGGUGGCUUAAGUAUUUCCACAACUACUGCAUCGAUUACUUGGUUGACAGUAUCAUGGCUUGCACUGUACUUCACAAUUUUAUCAUCUUGGAAGGAGAUAUUGUUGAGGAAGUUAACCAUGAAGACGCUGGAAAUGAGGUUGAGUUGCGACAGCUCAUCAAUGAGGCAAAAGCAAAUGGCAUUUUAAAGAGAGAUUACAUCGCACAAUAUUUGUUUGCGUAG
Frankliniella occidentalis (western flower thrips) is the source of this 1095-nucleotide messenger RNA. RefSeq lists its product as uncharacterized. Lineage: Eukaryota; Metazoa; Arthropoda; Insecta; Thysanoptera; Thripidae. The record is from RefSeq and is a predicted model, not a curated record. The transcript has 5 exons. Bases 1 to 1095 code for a protein of 364 amino acids.